GCCUGAGCUGGGGCGUCGCGCUCUGACUAGCGACGGCGGCGGGAGCGGGGAGAGGGGGCGCGGGUGGCGGGGCGGCGGCCGCGUGGCGCCCUCCGGCCGGCCAAGCCCGCACCUGCCCGGCGCCCGCCUAACCAGCGAGCCCGGCGGGAGGCAGGGCGGCGUCCCGGACGUUGAGGAGGGGCCGCGCGGCGCGGGCGGGCGGGGGGAUUCGCGGUGGGCGCGGGCGCCGCGCGGCUGCAAAGGCUGGAGGCGCUGCGGCGCGAGUGCGUCACGCUGGCGGAGGGCACGGUGGGCUGCGGCCGACCCGCCGACCAGGAGCCGGGCGUCCCGGGCGAGGGGCAGGCGGCUGUACCGGCCCCCGCAGCCGCGAGCGGCGCGGCCCGGGCCCGGCUGGGGGUCGCCAGCGAGCCGCCGCCGGCUUCAUUCAUUCCCGCGGCUCCGCCUCCUUUCCCGGGCUCCGGCGGCGCGUCGGAGAGGAUGGCAUUCCCUGUGGAUAUGCUGGAUAAUUGCAGUCAUGAGGAAAUGGAAAAUUCUGCUGAAGAUUACAUGUCAGAUCUCAGGUGUGGGGACCCUGAAAAUCCUGAAUGUUUUUCUCUUCUCAAUAUUACGAUUCCUAUUAGCCUGUCAAAUGUAGGCUAUGUACCUCUCUAUGGUGGAGAUCAGACCCAGAAAGUUCUUGCUCUUUUUGCACCUGAGGACUCACUCACAGCUGUGGCACUUUACCUUGCUGAUCAAUGGUGGGCUAUUGAUGAUAUUGUGAAAACAUCUGUCCCUUCUAGAGAGGGACUUAAGCAGGUGAGAACUCUUGGGGAGAGAGUGGUUCUGUAUGUUCUGAAUCGAAUUAUUUAUAGAAAGCAGGAAAUGGAGAGAAAUGAGAUCCCAUUCCUGUGUCAUAGCAGUACUGAUUAUGCUAAGAUUCUGUGGAAGAAAGGAGAGGCCAUUGGGUUUUAUUCAGUUAAGCCUACAGGAAGCAUAUGUGCCUCGUUUCUUACCCAAAGCUACCAACUGCCAGUUCUUGAUACCAUGUUCGUAAGAAAGAAAUAUAGAGGCAAAGACUUUGGGCUUCAUAUGCUGGAGGACUUUGUUGAUUCCUUUACAGAAGAUGCACUUGGCUUGCGGUAUCCACUGACCUCUCUCAUGUACAUAGCUUGCAACCAGUACUUUGAAAAAUAUCCAGGAGACCAUGAAUUGCUUUGGGAAGUUGAAGGUGUUGGACACUGGUACCAGAGAAUACCAAUCACCAGAGCAUUACAAAGAGAAACAUUUAAAAUUACAGCAGUUUCUCAAAAUGAAGCUAAAAGACCUGUGUCUGGAGAAUACGGUCUUGGAUCUGUUCCAGACUAUGAAGCAGGAGCUGAAGACAGUCUGUCUAGUGAGAUGCAGCUAACGAUUGAUUCUCUAAAAGAUGCCUUUGCAAGUACUUCUGAAGGUCACGGUAAAACACCUGUUUCCACUCGUACUCGAAGUAGUCAUCUAAAGCGGCCAAAGAUUGGAAAACGGUUUCAGGAUUCUGAAUUUAGUAGUUCUCAAGGGGAAGACGAAAAGACUCCCCAGACUUCACCUACAGCUUCAGUGAACAAAUUGGAGUCUACUGCACGAACAUCAGAGAGCUCAGAAGAAUUCUUGGAAGAAGAACCUGAACAGAGUGUGAUUGAAUUUGAGGAUGAAAGUAGUGAUAAAAAUGUUCGACCAGCACCAGAAACCCAGCCAGGCCUGGAAAAGCAAGAAGGUGAAAAGGAAUCUGAAUCAGAGCCUAUGAAUGGUGAGAUAAUGGAUGAUACUCUUAAGACUUCACUUAUAACAGAAGAGGAGGACUCCACUAGCGAAGUUUUAGGUGAAGAAUUAAAAUUGCAGUCUUUUAAUUCCAGUGAAGACUCUACAAAUCUUGUUCCACUGGUGGUAGAAUCUUCAAAAUCUCCUGAGGCUGUUGCACAGGAUAAGACUUCACAUGUAACUGACUCAGAAAUGUUGCUAGAUGAAGGCCCAUCUGAUGACAAGGGGCACACUGAAGAGAGGCUGCCUCUAGUUUCAAGAAAGAAAGCACAUUUUGGGAGUUCAGACAAUGUAGCUACUAUCCCAAAUGAAGAACGGUCCGACAGUGGUUUUCCAAACUCCGUGAUAACUGAAUUUUCUGAAGAAUCGAUUCCUGAAAAUGUAUCACCCAACACUACUGCCUCAUUGGAAGACCAGGGUGAGGAGGGGGUAGCUGAGCCCCAGGAAACAUCUCCAGCUCUUCCUCAGAGCUCUUUAAUAGAGGUUGAACUUGAAGAUGUGCCAUUUUCACAGAAUGCAGGACAGAAGAACCAGUCAGAGGAGCAGUCUGAAGCAUCUUCUGAGCAGCUGGAUCAGUUGACACAGUCAACAGAGAAGACUGUGGAUAGCAGCUCAGAGGAGAUAGAAGUGGAAGUGCCUGUGGUCGACAGGCGGAAUUUAAGAAGAAAGGCCAAAGGGCACAAAGGACCUGCGAAGAAGAAAGCCAAGCUGACCUGAAUGAGGAAGAAAUGUGGAUGAUAAAUCCUCUUCUUUGUAACGUAAUCGUUGUUUUUAAAAUAUGGCAGUUAAUAAAUAGCAUGGGGCACAGGAUAAAAACUCCAAAUUUUCAAUUUGAACUUAUUUAUGAUGCCGCUUUUCCCUCCCCUGUAGGACCUAGGAUUCACCGUUCUUUUUAAUUUUUCAGGCUAUUUUGUGUAAAUACAAUUUUUUUAAUUUUUAUUAACCAUGUUUCGAUUUUGGGAAACCAGAUCAUACUAUAUUUUCUUUAGCAAUUGGGGAUAUCUGACCAUUAAUAUUUCACAAAAUAUAAAUUAAAAAAUGAAAGUAGUAGGGCUUCCAUCAAUUGUAAGGAUCACAGAAAUCUUUUAUACUAAGGGUUUUAAUAGUAAUCUUGGUGAAGGUUCUAGAAGAUUUAAAUUUCAAAACUAAUCACCAUUUUUUAAAAUGUAGGCAUGCUUAAACAAAAAUGUCAGUAAAUUAGGAUAAAUGCAACUUCAACUAAAUGAGAGCACAAAUUUGGAAAUUUAUGGUCAAAGGUUUAUGAAGGUGGUAUUUUGGCCUCUUAGUUCUUAGUUGUAGGUGCAAUUUCUUCCUUUGACUUCAAUGUCUGGAAAGGCACAAACAAAAUCUGUUUCCAGUUCACUCUUGAUAACAUCUGAUAUUAACAGUACUGCUAGGGAUUUAACUCUGGCCUGUAGGCACUCGUAUAAUUAUUUAAAAUUUCAUUUGAAUCUGGGGACUGUACUUUUGUCCUCACCCAGUUAACAUGUAUACUUUAGAAGUGUGAGAACCCUUCCUAAGGCUUCUCCUUAAUCCUGCCACUGCCUUUAUUCUAGAAUCUUCAUUAUAUUCCCCUCACUUUCAUCCACUUCCCUAACUCAUGGAGUGAUUCCUGUCAAAAGAUCUUUUUGCCUGCCUGCCAGCUUAUGCCCUUGCCUUCCAUUUUUGGUAGGUUUGGAACUGCGCCCCACAGUCUUAGACCUAGAUGGCAGGAAUAAGCUGCUCUAGGAGCCAUAGUUACAAGAGCUUAAAUCAGAUUGGAGGCUUCGUUUGUCCUUUUUGGCUUGCUCGCUCUUGAUUUGUUCUGUGCGGACAGGUUAUAAUCUAGCCUGUGUGUACAUUGUGGUUGCCUUUGCCUGGGUAAACUAAAAACAAAGAACAUCCUCAAUUGUUUAUUUUUGUAUAAUAAUUUAUUUAAAAAUGAACAAAAUGGUUAUCCUUAGAAUCCAAAGAGAAUCUUAAAACAGUCCUACUCUUUGGAAGUAUUAUGUGUACUCAAAUUUUCAUGUAAGUUUGAGAAUGCUUUGAGGCCAUUUAGAUCAUUUUUAAAACUGCUUGGUCCUUACAUGAAAAAAAAAUGUUAUGACUUUGUGUCAUUAUUUGAGGUGCUAAGGAUUGAUGUUGAAGGUUUAUUCAGUCUACAGUCAGAUGAUACUAAAUUUUAUUUUGGGAUGUUGGCAUUUUAGGAAAAUUUAAAGUUGAGGUAAAAAUCUUUAGCAGACAAAAUAGCAAACCCUCCUUAUUCGUGUAAAACUUUGAAUACUUGUAUCCUCUACUAUUUUCUUUAAUUAUUGGUCAGUUAGGCCAGAUUAUUCCAUUCUAAAUGAAAAUUAAGCACUUUGGCCAUUUGUUUUCCCAACAAAUGCUAAUCAAGUGAAAGAAUAAGUAUGACUAAUAUUAGUGUUAUCUGUUGAAUGUUUAUGCUGUUUUAUACAUUUUGUGAGAAAUUUUUGUUAAUACCACAAUUAGGGAAAUAAGGAUUUAGUAAAUUCUUAACCUUUCCAUUUUUAAUUUCUUAAAAUAAUUUAAAAACCUAACACCUACUUUUUUACUUGGAUUCUUCAUUGUUCUCUUUAAAAUACUUUCUUUAAAAAGGUGUAGUUUAAUUCGAUGACAACUCGAUGUGUGAAUAUAUAGUUGCUGAGGUUUACAAAAAAGAAAUGUUUAUUUAUAUGACCACUAAGGACUCGUAGUAUAAACUUGUUAAACUUGUUUGGUUUAAACAGUAGGUGCAUUUUAAGCAGUUUCAAAACUUUCUGCUCAGCACACAAUUUUUGUCCAUAUUAUCUCUGACAGAAAAUGUUAUUUUGGAGUUUAUAGUUGGUAGAGGAAAGUUAGGUCACAUGAAAAAAACCUAACUUUCAUGUUCAGUAACAAUGAGUUCUAUGCUCAGUGAGUGAGUGUAGAAUUUAUAACAAUUUAUCCUCAAUAAGGAAUCUAAAUAAAACUUAAUCACAUUACUUGUACUUUUUGCAAAAGGCAUUAGAAAAACUCUGAGAAUGACAGAGGACUGAAAUCUGAUUUCAACCAGGUAGUCUAGUUGUUAAGUGUCCAGUCACAUUCUAUAGUCCUUUGUGAACUUUUUUCUGUUUAGAAGUCUUAUUUGUGGAGAAGGGAGUUCAGUUCAGUUUGUGUAAAUACGUAUAUAUUUCCUUGUGUAAUAUAAAGCAGUUAUUAGCAAAAAUUUUAGUUCUUUCAAGUUUAUUCAAUUGCUAGACAUCACAGAAAUAUAUUUAAGAAUUUAUUAUAAAGUUCCUCUACAACUUUUAACAGUGAGAGGGUCUAUUAUGAUUUUUUAUAAAAUCAAAUAGCAUGACAGAAUGUCAAUCUUCUACUUGUGUCUCUAUUCAUGGUGUUUCCAUUCAGUGCAGAAAAUUAUCACGGCAAGGAUAAAAACUACUAGUGAUUAAUGGUUCACUUUUAGCUGACCACCAGAACACCACCUAAAAUGGUUUCAGUGACUUUAGAAAAAUAUCUUGACGGUUUAUGAUUGCCUCGAAUUGAGCCUUUACCUGGUAUCUAAAUACCUGCUCUUACAUUCUGACUCACCCUUAGGGAUUACCUUCUAAGGUUUGGUCACACCAGCAAACUGAAACAGAUUUUAAUGUAAAUAAAGAAUUUAUACUAACAUUACUCACCUGUGUAACAGUAUUUUAGAAAUUUCUGCCCUGUAUGUCCACUAGUUGCAAUACCGUGUUUGAAGUGUUAACCCAGUCUUUCAUGGGUGUGGUUAGUUACAAAUGUUUAUGCUUCUGUUUGCAUACUUAGUAUCAAGCUUUAUUUGUACAGAUAGUUUAACUUGCUUAUUUUUGGUUGUGAAAAAUAAGCAUACCUCAGUUCUGUAUCCAGUGCUUACCUUCAGUAGAUUUUUUUUCUUUCACCCUCCAAAAUUUGUCAUUCACACAUUCCCCAUUUCUAUUAGUGGCAAAAUCAUUUGUUAAAAUCUAAUUGUAAGGAAGGUUCUGCUUCUGUUAUCCUGAAGUAAUUGUAUCAUACUGGAUAGUAAUUCCCAAGGAACUAGCCUUUCUUUUCCUUAGUGUCUGUGUGUUCUAAAACUUCUGCUGUGUUUAUACAAUUUAGAAAAGAUGUUACAUUAUUCAGAAUAGCAAGACUUACUCAAGUACUUACGUUUGUUUUCUUGGUAGUUUCUUUUUUCCUAAUUUUUUUUUUUUUAAUUUUUAACAGUAGUAAUUAAACCUAUAUUUUGUGAUUGUUUCCUGGUCUGUGUUUUGAAAUUCCUUCCCUUUCCCCUAAGUUCAUUGGUGAAGAUGUGUUUAGAUAUUGAAUUUGUUUAGACACUGAUUUCGUUUAAGGCACAAUCACAUUGGUUGUACUUUCAAGACAGACUUAAAAAAAAUAAACAGAAUUGAAAACAAUGUGAUUAUAAAUUAAUAUAAUAUAUAGACACCCUAAAGCUCAAAGUCACAAACAUAACUCAAAUCACAAAUGUGCUUUUGACUAAAACAUGACCUUUCUAAUAUUAUCUAAGUAACUGCAAAUAAAUUUCUCUUUAAGGGCAUCAGUGCAGCCUUUUUCUUUUUAAAACUAUUUUACCUGGAAUUACUUAAAUUUUUACCACUUUAAAAAUAUAAAUACACUACCCUAACUUUAGAAUACAGGAAAUGCUAAAAGUAUAAACAUUUUGGUUGGUGUUUUUUUCAUGUAUCUAUCUUGAGUAGAAAAUACAGUUCCAAGUAUAUGGCAUUAUAUAUGAUGA
Molecule: messenger RNA, 6490 nt
Organism: Delphinapterus leucas (beluga whale)
Lineage: Eukaryota; Metazoa; Chordata; Mammalia; Artiodactyla; Monodontidae
Gene: FAM169A
Product: family with sequence similarity 169 member A
Source: RefSeq, a predicted model, not a curated record